GAGAGAGAGAGAGAGAGAGAGAGAGACAGAGAGAGAGAGAGAGAGAGAUACAGAGAGAGAGAGAGAGAGAGAGAGAGAGAGAGAGAGAGAGAGAGAGAGAGAGAGAGAGAGAGAGAGAGAGAGAGAGAGAGAGAGAGAGAGAGAGAGAGAGAGAGAGAGAGAGAGAGAGAGAGAGACAGAGAGAGAGAGAGAGAGAGAGAGAGAGAGGGAGAGAGAGAGAGAGAGAGAGAGAGAGAGAGAGAGAGAGAGAGAGAGAGAGAGAGAGAGAGAGAGAGAGAGAGAGAGCACAGUAUUCCCUUGCCUUCCUCUCUAUUAUAAAACUGAAAGGAGACUGAAAAGAGGAACAGUAGAGCUGGAGAACAAAGAGAGACACUGAAAGAGUGCAGCAUAGAAAGGACAGGGAGAGAGAAACGGGGUAAAAUAACGGGACGUGCGUGAAGAGAGAGAAAGCGAGACAGACAGAGCUCAGUGCAGCAGCAUCACCACUUCCACCACCUCUCUUCCAUAGCUACCUUUACCUCCUCCCUCCCUCCCUCCCUCCUCCUUUCUGUACUCCAUCUCCCCUGGUUCUCCCUCCUCCUUUCUGUACUCUGUGUUCCCUGGUUCUCCUCUUCUCUGUCUACUACUAUUACCGACAGCAGGACCAUGGAUACAGGAAGCCCCAGGAAGAUACAGUUCACCAUGCCUCUCCUGGACUCACACCUGGACCCAGAGGCUGCUGAACAGGUGAGAGAGAAGGACUGGGGAAGAUCAGAAGACGUAGCCCACACCAGCUACUCUGGUAGCAUCCAGUCUUCUCCAGCUCUCCUGGGGAUGUGUGAUGACAGGGGACUCCCAGCUUUCCUGGGGAUGUGUGAUGACAGGGGACUCCCAGCUUUCCUGGGGAUGUGUGAUGACAGGGGACUCCCAGCUUUCCUGGGGAUGUGUGAUGACAGGGGACUCCCAGCUUUCCUGGGGAUGUGUGAUGACAGGGGACUCCCAGCUGUCCUGGGGGGUGAUGAUGUGAUGACAGGGGACUCCCAGCUUUCCUGGGGAUGUGUGAUGAUAGGGGACUCCCAGCUUUCCUGGGGUUUAUUUCUCAACUUAUCUCUCAUUUUCCCUGCUACAGAAAUAGAUGAAGACCGUCUUCCAAACCAGUUAUACAAGGCAGCCUUGAUGAACUCUCCCAGGCAGAGGAGGAAGGGAGCAAGAGCCACGCCCACUAUGAAAGAGUUACAGUUCAUGGUCGACCACCACCUGUAUCAACAGCAGCAGCAGCAGGGUGGAGGUGAUGAGUGUUCCUCAGAGAGCUGUCUGUCCGACAGACCCAGCCCGGACGCUCUGCCCAACGGGGAGGAGGAGGAGGAGCUGGAGCUACCGGAGGACGAGGAGGCCUGGGGAACCGAGGACAAGGUCACUGCAGAGGCCCUCGAGAAGCCGCGCUGCCAGAUGGAGGGUAAGGCUGGAGGAAAAAAGGGAGAGAUAUAAGGAAAGAUAGGGAGAGAGAGAUAUAUAGAGAUAGGAAGAGAGAUAUAUAGAGAGAUAGGGAGAGAGAUUUAAGGAAAGAUAGGGAAAGAUAGGGAGAGAGAGAUA
Molecule: messenger RNA, 1572 nt
Organism: Oncorhynchus masou masou (cherry salmon)
Lineage: Eukaryota; Metazoa; Chordata; Actinopteri; Salmoniformes; Salmonidae
Product: protein phosphatase 1 regulatory subunit 1A-like
Exons: 7
Coding region: 646-1467 (273 amino acids)
Biological process (GO): intracellular signal transduction
Cellular component (GO): cytoplasm
Molecular function (GO): protein phosphatase inhibitor activity
Source: RefSeq, a predicted model, not a curated record